Cantharellus anzutake is the source of this 651-nucleotide messenger RNA. RefSeq lists its product as uncharacterized. The record is from RefSeq and is a predicted model, not a curated record. The coding region runs from base 1 to 651 and encodes 216 amino acids. Lineage: Eukaryota; Fungi; Basidiomycota; Agaricomycetes; Cantharellales; Hydnaceae. The transcript is spliced from 2 exons. Gene Ontology annotation, molecular function: protein binding.
AUGCCCCUAAGCACUGAGGUAGAAGAUGUGUUACUCGCGUGCAGGUUUGGGGAUCUCGGCGACAUUCGCGCCUUUGUAGACACUCACGGGAGAGAUGCGUUAGCAAAUGCUCGAGAUGACCAAUGCAACUCGCCACUUCAUAUGGCAGCUGCAAAUGGGCAUGAUGAUGUUUUACGAUAUCUUCUUCCUAUUUUUCCGGCUUCCCUUUCCGCCGUACAAAAUGACUCGCAGUCCACGCCUCUUCAUUGGGCAGUCGUCAACAAACAUCUCACAACCAUUAAACUCUUAAUCGAACCUCCUCCCCCUUCCUCUACGAUCACAUCCUUACCAACAACAGGCGCACCACCACCACCCACCCCAUUAUCCUUAAUUCGCACCGAUCUUAUUGACAUCAGGAAUGCUGCAGGUCGGACGCCCCUUGUAGAGGCAGAACUAGCAGCAUGGGAUGAAGGUGCUGCCUACCUCGUUAGCGUGAUGACCCUUGACCACCAAGAGCAAGGCAAAACUACAGGUGGGCCGAAGGAGCAAGAAGCUGAUGAAGAGAUCGGUCUAGAUGAAGAUGCGGAUUCUCAUAUCGAGGUUGAGGAUGCAGAAGGGAAGAUAUCUAAAAUCUCGAUUAGAGCAGAAGAAGCGCCAACGACUUCGGCAUAA